CCCUCACAAAAUUAAUUAAUAUUUAUACAAAAGAAGAUCAAAGUCCCCUUUUCUUUCGUUGUUUUUGUUAUUAUUAUUUCUCUCUCUAAAUCCCUCUCAAUGGCGGCAUCGAGCCAGGGCAGUCUCCUCCUCCAGAAACAACUCAAAGAUCUUAGCAAGAAUCCUGUUGAUGGAUUCUCUGCGGGUUUGGUUGAUGAUAACAACAUCUUUGAAUGGAGUGUUACGAUCAUUGGACCGCCCGAUACGCUAUAUGACGGGGGCUACUUUAAUGCCGUUAUGAGUUUUCCAGAUAAUUAUCCUAACGGCCCUCCUUCCGUUAGAUUUACGUCAGAGAUGUGGCACCCAAAUGUUUAUCCUGACGGGCGUGUUUGUAUAUCAAUUCUCCAUGCACCUGGGGAGGACCCCACUGGCUAUGAGCUUGCAAGCGAGCGAUGGACACCUGUUCACACGGUUGAGAGUAUAGUUCUGAGCAUAAUCUCCAUGCUUUCUAGUCCUAAUGAUGAAUCUCCUGCUAAUGUUGAAGCAGCUAAGGAAUGGAGGGAUAAGCCGAAUGAUUUCAAGAAGAGAGUCAGCAGAUGUGUGAGAAGAUCUCAGGAAAUGCUGUAAAGAAAAUAUCGUAGGCGAGAGAACCCACCUUGUCAAAGAUUAUAGUUUUGCGUGCGGAGAGCCUAGCUACGUGCCGAUGCCCGUGUCGGUGUAGUUUGGAUAUAUUUAGUGUGCAUGCGGCCUGUUGGUUGCUACGUGUAAGGGUUAUGGUCGGUUAAGCUCUGUAGAUUUUCAUCUGUCUAUUGGAAUCUCACUCAGUCCAGACCCGAGACUUUUUUCCUUCAAUACACUUUUGGGGUGCAUGUCAUUUAGGUGCUUGAUCUUCAGUUUUGAGUGGGAACUCGGUUUUGUCUGCCUUUUACUGUUUUUAUUUGCCUUUUUUUUUUGGUGUGUGAAAGCCAUGUAAACAAGUAUUAGAUAUGUUAAAGAGCGUUCACAGCAUGCAACUGUUGCCAGUUUUGCAAGUUUGCAACUGCUUAUA
Messenger RNA from Asparagus officinalis (garden asparagus), 1027 nucleotides. RefSeq names its product ubiquitin-conjugating enzyme E2 7-like. Gene Ontology annotation, biological process: protein polyubiquitination; ubiquitin-dependent protein catabolic process. NCBI's taxonomy places the organism in Eukaryota, Viridiplantae, Streptophyta, Magnoliopsida, Asparagales, Asparagaceae. The record is from RefSeq and is a predicted model, not a curated record. Bases 100 to 606 code for a protein of 168 amino acids. Gene Ontology annotation, molecular function: ubiquitin conjugating enzyme activity. The transcript has 6 exons.